GUGAUUGUGGUGGUGGUUUGUGUUUGUGGACUUUGUGGUUGAUCGAAUUUUUUGUGUGACGAAUUUAGCAAAUAAAAACAUUUGUGCAUUUUAUGAUCACUUCUAUAAUAAUUAUCUUUUACAAGUUACAAUAUAAUAUUCAAGCAGUUUGAAAAAUGAAUAAAAACUACGAAAGAUGCACACACUGCAACCGACGCAAAUGGCUUGCCACUGGAUGCCUUCGAAAAUGGUUGAAACCGAUGGAAUGUAAACAUUUUCAACGAACUGUAGACAGCAAAAGGGACUUUAAUAACACAGAUAUAGUCAAUCGUGUUUAUUUGCCUGAUCGUAAGCCCCCUGUCAAUACGAAUAAGUUCGUUAGGUUUUGGAAGAAUAAACUUUUCAUUACUGGCAGUGUUCAAUCAUUACAGAGAUAUUUUGGAAAUAAAAAUAGUGGUGGUGAGCAUUUAUGUAAUUAUCGUAAGACAAACGAACCCUCAACUUCGACGGAGAAGCAUAUGGUUACUAAAUAUGACUUAAAGAAGGAUCUGGAACUUGAGAAGUCGAAUAUCAAGUGUCAGCAUGCUGAUGGUCACUCAGUACUCAGAGGUCAUCACCAGCACGCGUCAGUUGAGAGUUGCGCUAUAUACUGUCAACUUUCCAAACAUGGGUGGUACUGGGGUGGAAUAACCUCAAGUGAGGCAGAAAAGCUUCUUGCUGGACAACAUGACAAUGUUUUCUUGGUGCGAGAUUCAUAUGACUCAAGGCACAUCCUUUGUGUUUCUUUCCGCUGUGUGGGACGCACCCUACAUGCGCGACUUAGACAUGCCAAUGGACUGUUUUCUUUGAAUAAUGAAACUUAUGUGCCAGCAAACAGAAUAUCUGAACAUUGUGCUACUGUUGCCGUUAAAUCAAAAUUGUUUGAAAUGCCCGUAAAAUUAGCCAGACCCUUGAACAGAUUUGCAAAGUUAGAUUCCUUGCAAAAGAUCUGCAGAUUUGUGAUAAGGCAAACAGUUUCAGAAAAUUUAUGGAAUAAAUUGCCACUACCAACCAAUCUUAUAUCUUAUGUGUCACUUGGCAGUGAUUACAUUGCCCCUUUAUAGACAUACAGAAAAGAAAAAUGCUUUGUGCCUUAAAUCUUCAAUGCACUUAUGGUAUGUUUAAUCCAUUAUUAAUCUAAGACAUAUCCUAUACUUAUUACAAUUGACUAUGUAAAAUGUUUAUAAAUUUUAUACAAAUCUUUGUUAAAGAGAAAUAAAUGAUUGUACUGUGAUUAUA
Maniola jurtina (meadow brown) is the source of this 1257-nucleotide messenger RNA. RefSeq lists its product as uncharacterized. The record is from RefSeq and is a predicted model, not a curated record. NCBI's taxonomy places the organism in Eukaryota, Metazoa, Arthropoda, Insecta, Lepidoptera, Nymphalidae. Bases 156 to 1082 code for a protein of 308 amino acids. Gene Ontology annotation, cellular component: phosphatidylinositol 3-kinase complex. Gene Ontology annotation, biological process: intracellular signal transduction; phosphatidylinositol phosphate biosynthetic process. Gene Ontology annotation, molecular function: 1-phosphatidylinositol-3-kinase regulator activity. The transcript is spliced from 3 exons.